UCCUCAUAAUACCACGGAGUUCCGCGCGUUCCUAAACCUUAACCCUCUGCAAAACCCUAGCUUCACUCCCGUGUACCGAACCCAUUUCUCUCACUACUACCCAGUAUUCACUUGAGGAGUGAGAGACAUGGACAGGGAUGGAGACGAAGAAGAGAACUCGACGCGGGUCCAAGCCCGGUUCGUCACGAAGCUCGAUCCUCCUUUCAAAGUUCCUUCCACUUCUAUUGCUAUACCUUCCAGCCUCACCCGGCUGGGCCUUUCCACCAUCAUCAACAAUCUUCUCCAAGCAGGAAAUCCUGAGUGGAGCCAUGAGCCCUUUGAUUUUCUCAUCGAUGGGGAAUUCGUUCGGAUGUCACUUGAGCAGUUUCUUCUCGCCAAGGGCAUAUCGGCGGAAAGAACAUUGGAAAUUGAGUAUAUAAAGGCAGUUGUCCCACGUAAAGAAGAAGAACCUUCUUUACAUGAUGACUGGGUUAGCGCUGUUGAUGGCUCUAGUCCCAGGUUCAUUUUGACAGGGUGCUAUGAUGGUUUAGGAAGGGUGUGGAAGUCUGCUGGAGUGUGUACACAUAUACUGGAAGGACAUAGCGGUGCAAUUACUUCUGCCCGAGUCAUCAACUCAGAAGGUGGAGAAAGUGUUACUGUUGCCACUGCUUCGAAAGAUCAGACUGUGAGGCUAUGGAAGUUCAAUGCAGAAGAGGCCGCAAACAGUCAUAUGAAGAUAAGGCCAUUCAAAAUUUUGCGUGGGCAUAAAGCAUCUGUUCAAAGUGUAUCUUCUCAGACAUCUGGGGAUAUGAUUUGUUCAGGUGGUUGGGAUAGCACAAUUAAUUUGUGGCAGACUAAUGAGAUUAAUACAGAAGGUGACCUAGUGUCAAUUAAGAAGAAAAAGAAGAACGAUCAAGCUGAGGAAUCUCAAUUGCAGGGGGAGGCUGUUUCUACACUAGUUGGCCAUACACAAUGUGUAUCUUCAGUAAAUUGGUCACAGCAUGAUACGAUCUUUUCUGCAUCGUGGGACCAUUCAAUUAGACGGUGGGAUGUGGAGACAGGCAAAGAUUUGUUGAACAUAUAUUGUGGGAAAUCCCUCAACUGCCUUGAUAUUGGCGGUGAAGGUUCUAUGAUGAUCGCUGCUGGUGGUUCUGACCCUAUUCUUAGAAUAUGGGAUCCUCGUAAACCAGGAACUUCUGCUCCUGUCUUUCAAUUUUCAUCUCACACUUCUUGGAUAUCGGCUUGCAAGUGGCACAAUAAAUCAUGGUUUAAUUUGCUCUCUUCAUCCUACGAUGGGAAAGUUAUGCUAUGGGAUCUAAGAACUGCGUGGCCUCUGUCUGUCAUUGGUUCACACCAAGACAAGGUACUUUGUGCUGAUUGGUGGAAAGGUGAUGCUGUUGUUAGUGGAGGAGUGGACUCAAAGCUUCGCAUUUCUUCUGGGAUUUCCGUGCAGUAAUGUCAAAAGCUUAAAACACAAAAUUUUGAAACUAUAAUGAACUUCUUCAUAUUUUAUUUUUUGCGAUACCUAAGAGCAACUCAGGCAGCAAGAUUAGAGCUUGAUAAUUAAUAGGUCAGUCUCGUUGUUGUAUCUCAGCAUAAUAUUUCUCAUUCUUAUGUCAUGAACAAAUUUGGUUAUGCAACAAAGUAAAGAUGGCUUAUUAUUGUUGGA
Humulus lupulus (European hop) is the source of this 1648-nucleotide messenger RNA. RefSeq names its product ribosome biogenesis protein WDR12 homolog. Gene Ontology annotation, molecular function: protein binding. The coding region runs from base 128 to 1435 and encodes 435 amino acids. Gene Ontology annotation, cellular component: preribosome, large subunit precursor. Lineage: Eukaryota; Viridiplantae; Streptophyta; Magnoliopsida; Rosales; Cannabaceae. The transcript is spliced from 13 exons. The record is from RefSeq and is a predicted model, not a curated record. Gene Ontology annotation, biological process: ribosome biogenesis.